This is a messenger RNA of Tetranychus urticae (two-spotted spider mite), 2008 nucleotides long. RefSeq names its product proton-coupled folate transporter. The record is from RefSeq and is a predicted model, not a curated record. Gene Ontology annotation, cellular component: membrane. Gene Ontology annotation, molecular function: transmembrane transporter activity. Gene Ontology annotation, biological process: transmembrane transport. NCBI's taxonomy places the organism in Eukaryota, Metazoa, Arthropoda, Arachnida, Trombidiformes, Tetranychidae.
CAUUGCCGAUAGAAAUCAGUAAAUUGUUACAAAAUGAAUUGUGAUAAAACCAAGGUUUAUUUAAAUAACAAUUUCACAUUGAGUUGACCAUUUUCAAGCUUCAAAGCUUAUAUCAAUAGCAAUAUUAAAAAUUGUCCUCAACCAAAAAUCGUUUUACAGUAGCUUAAUAGAUGUGAUUACCGUUUAAUCCUCACCUUGGUUGAUAUAAAUUAAUCCUGAUUCAUGGAUGAUUCCAAUGUGCCUGUGUGGUAAACCUAUCCGAGUCUAACUUCACCGGUUAUCAGAUCUCUAACUGUUCUGACUCUAUUGAUUCAGUUUUAACAUUAGUAAAUCGUUCAAGUUGUUCAAGUUGUUGCCUCACAGAUUCAGUGCUUCAAGAUGGACAAGAAAGGAUUUUUGGAGUUCAUGAAAUUGUUGAAAACCGAUUUGUGUCUGACGCUAUUCAUGAUUGGGUUCAUGCUGCAUAAUGUGACGGUAACACAGUUGAUGGAGGACAAGAUGUGCCUAAGUCAACUUGGACUGGAUAAAGAGUUUUGUUCAAAAUUAACUGAGUUACACUCAAAUGAAACAUCAACCAAAGCGAUUCUGAAAAACGCCAAUGUCUUCAAAAACGGACAAUUCAUUAUACUUAACAUUCCUGCUUUAAUAUUGUCCAUUUUUCUUGGUUACUGGUUGGGAAAUUAUCCUAAAUAUAUUAAAUUUAUGAUUAUACUUCCAUUGGCGUCCAGUGUUUGCAUGAUGCUUUUGUUGUUGAUAAACGCUUUUGCCUUCAACAUUCCCUGGCAAAUCCUACUUUUAUCAUAUUUACCGGUCGCGUUGGGUGGCGGCACUUUCCUAAUAUUUGCCUCUUGUUAUACUUACAUAUCGUGGUCAACACCAAAUGAAUUGCUCAUCGUUAGGUUUGCUGUUCUUGAAUUUUUAGUUCAAGCAGGUACUCUUAUGGCUACUUAUGCUGGAGGAAAAAUACUCUCUAUGGAACCAUGGAUUAAGGGUCAAAACAAAAACUACAUUGGCGUAUUCCUUGUAGCUUUGGUCAGUUUGGUGUCUGGAUUGAUUUAUGCCUGUUUAAUGACACUUGAGUUUACCCCUUCAACUGAACCCGAUAAAGAUAAAUUAUCAUUUUUCCAAGUUCUUAAAGAUGUUUUCCAGAUUGGACGAUUUAAACAGCUUGUAAAACUAUUCACUAAACAAAGGCCCAACAACGGAAGGUUACGUUUAAUCCUGUUAAUAACUUCUGGAGCGGUUUGUUUGGCUGCUAUUUUGGGUGAAGAUGGUAUUGCUUAUCAGUUUGCUCAAAAGGUAUAUGGAUUGACCCAAGAUCAAUACACUUCAUUAUACUCUAUUUUAUGCAUCGCUCCAGCCAUAGUAACCUCAAUAGGUCCUCCAAUUGGUAGAUCAUAUUUCGGCUUCUCUGACUCUAUUAUUGCUAUUCUGGGUUGUAUUUCACUGAUAGCCUUUUAUCUGAUCAGAGGUUUGAUAUUGUCAGUUCGAGGUUAUAUCGCUGGUUUCUUGAUUGGCGCAUUUUGCCGGAUAGCCACAGCCGCUAUUAGAUCUUUGGUGUCAGGAAUGGUUGAUUCAGCUGAAUCUGCUCAAGUGUUUACCCUCGCAACUGCUUUUGAAAAUUACAUCUCAUUAGGAGCCACUUUGUUUUACACUUCUGUUUUCAGUGCAACAAUCGGUCAUCAUCCUGGUUUGGUUUUAAUUUUAAUCGCCUGUUGCUUGAUCUAUCCAUUGACAAUAGUUUGUUGGGUUGAAUAUACUCGUUCAGAAUGGCAGACAAAAUCCAAUGAUGAGGUUGUUUCCACACCUCGCUCGUCAAUCGCAAAUGUGAUACUAACAUUGGACAAUCUUAAAACCAAUGAUCCAAUCUCUAGUUGAAAUGUCUUCAAAUCUGUUCAAUAUUUCAAUCUCAUUGAAUUUCAAUUUCAAUUGUUCAUUGAAUGGUGUCCGCAGUGUGUAUUUAUUUUCAAUGAUUUCAAUGGUACGAAAAUUGUCGAUAACUGUCACA